AAGCAUUUCUCCAAAGUUUCUUGCAAUGUAUCAACAAAAUUACUAUGGAAAUUGAUGAAAUUGAUCUUCACGAUGAUCAAAGAUCCGGCUUUUUGGAGAAAUAUUUGAGUGGGCAAAUAUCGUUUGACGAAUGGUUGAAAUGUUAUUCCGGUGACCCAGAUAAGCCUUCAGAAGAUGGAGAAAACGUGCUGUUAGAUGAAAAUGAACACCCUGAAUUUAAUGAGACCUCCGAUGCCAUCAGCCAAAAGAACGCUGUUGUUGGUCAAUCAAAAGUUGGGGAAUCGGACAAUAAGCAUGAUGACGAAGACUGUCCUGACUCGUCUUCUGAAUUAUUUCAUCCAUCCAUUGUACGUUUCCCAAAGAAAAUGACGGAACUUCUAUUGAUGGGACAAGCCUCUCAAUCUGCUAAAUCUGUCGACGAAUUCAUGGAUGAACUACCAAUCAUUGGCAAAAAGCGAAAACGUCGUAGACGAAUGAAUGAACUUGGCAGGGAGCAUCGUGCUUUAAUGGGCAAGAUCAACAUGUUGUAUGCUAAGAAACAAUUUGAUGAAGCUUGGAAUCUAUGCGAAGAAUUAAUUCAAAAAGUUCCCCGCGUCCCAGAACCAUUUCAAACGCUAGCUUUCAUUUGCGAGGAGAAAAAUGACCCUGUCAAAGCUCAUCAGUACAAGUUGAUUGCAGCUCAUUUGGGGUCAGCUGAUUGCGAGGAAUGGAUUGAAUUGGGUGAAACGUCCUUAAAGAGAGGAAAUCCGCAGGAAGCUCUGAUAUGUUUUAAUGAAGCCAGCAGAAAAGAUCCCACAAAUGUCGACAUUCUCAUGACCAAAGCUUCUAUUUAUGAGAAUCUCAAGCAGCAAAAAAAGAAGAUGGAAGUAUAUGAAAAUAUACUUAAGGUUUUGCCGAAUGACGGAGAAAAGUAUUUUUCGCAUGCCAAAAUGGUUGCACAAUUAUACCAUAGCGACAAACAACCUGAGAAAGCAAUUGAAGUAUUGUACCAAGCUUUCAAGAAAUAUCCAGAUGAAAUCAAAUACGAAGAUGUAAACAUCUUCUCCGAACUCUAUAUGUCACUGCGUCAAUUUAACAAAGCAUUCCAAGUGUUAUGUCAAUAUUGCGAUGUGACCUUUGAGGAUGCUGAAUACUGCAACUCUUUAGUGAAUGCAGCCGAAGUGCUUACUGAAGAGGAUCUUGUGAAUGAGAAAAUUUCCGACUUUACGUUUGAAGUUGGGGUGGAAACUCCUGUUGAUAUUCGCACUAAAAUCGCCGUCUGUCUUAUCCAUUGCAAAGCGAAAGCAGACAAAAUUCAGGAGAUUAUAUCGCCCAUCUUUAUGGAACCAAUUGAAGAAGUAGGAGAUUUGUACCUGGACAUAUCUGAAGCGUAUUUUGAGACAGGGUGCUACGAAGAAGCUCUCGUUUUGUUGGAUCCCCUUGUCAACACUGUGCAUUUUGGACAGGCUGCUGUAUGGUUGAAGAAAGCUGAGUGCCUGUCGAUAUUAGAAAGGGACGAGGAAGCGGCGAGUGCUUAUUCCAUGGUUGUUGCUUUGGCUCCCAAUCAUAUUGAAGCGCGAUUUACUCUUUCAACUUUGUAUCAAAGACUGGGUUACUAUGAAAAGGCCUUGAGUGUUUUGGAAGCCAAUGACGAUAAAGAUGAUUACGGGUUUGAUAUUGAAGAAAAUGAUCGAGAUAUUUCUCUGACAGAGAAAAAACCCGACUUUGGUCAGCUUUCAACUCAGGAAGUUCGACUUGCCUAUCAUCGAUGCUUAUUGCUACACUCUCAAAAUAAGUUUGAUGAAUUUUUGUGUGAUGGCCUUAAACUUUUGGCUCAUUACAUGGCAGAUGUCUACCAUGAUGAAGAUCUGCUUAGUGGUCGGCCAUCACGAAACUACAGGAUGGCUCUUGCAAGAAUGAAAAGAAUUUGUGAAGACAUACCCGAAGAAUUAAGAGCUCAAGGAGGAAUGUAUGCUGAUAUAAAACGUGAAGACUGGUGGAAUCUUCUAUUGCAGGUUGCUCGAGUUUUACACAGUGCUAGUCGUCUAUCAGAACUAGAGCAUAUUAUAAAAUGUGCUAUGAGUGCACUCCAAUUCAGUGGGAUCAAGAUUUAUCAACGUGAACUGGAUUUUCUUGGAGUUACUGCUAGCUAUUGUAAUGGUAAUUUGUCUGCUGCUUUUGAUGUGCUUCGCGUGGUUCUUAUAAGGGACACAAAUUGCAUACAUCUUUGGAAUAUGUUUGCAAGAUUGAUGGUUGGAAAUGGUGAUUCGAAACAUCAAAAGUUUUGUCUUCGUUUGCUACUCAAGAACCCCGAGAACUUUGCCCUUCAGAUAAUAAACGGUCAUAAUGCUUUAUCAUCUGGAAAUUACAGAUAUGCGUUAGGGGAAUAUGCCAGAGCAUUUCGUCAGAAACCUUUAGACCCAAUGGUAAGCUUAUUGAUGGGAUUGUCUUUCAUUCAAAUGGCUUGCCAGAAAUUUCAAUAUUGUCGAAACGCCAGCAUCGUUCAGGGAUUCCUAUUUCUUUAUCAAUACGAAGGUUUACGAGGGCGAUGUCAGGAGACUGAUUUUAAUCUGGGAAGAAGUUAUCACCAAAUUGGUUUAUUGAACUUUGCGUCACAUUACUACCGUCGAGUUCUUAACUACCCAAUGAUAGAAAAUGGCGAUAAAAGCGAAAUGUUUUGGGACAAAAAUAACCUCCAUCGUGAAGCUGCCUUCAACUUGUCAUUAAUAUAUCGUACAAGUGGCAAUAAUCAAGUGGCUAAGGACCUUUUACGAAAAUAUUGCUUAUUUUAAACAAUCUUCGUGGAAUACGUUUUACCUACAGAACGAAGCGCUUGUCUACAGCAGAAAACCUGUUUAGAAGUACUCGGCUAGUAGAAAUUCUUGAAUGGGUACGCUGUUGUUCAGUCACGCUAUGAGAAUCGAGUUUCGUGUUUCGGCAAUACUUGGAUAUGAAGUGGAGGGUCAUUUCCGCGUUGACAUCCUUUAUAAAUUGCAAAUUCAUUUAUGUAGCUGUAAAUGAAUCUCGGACUUAGUGACGAAAUUUUGUAAAACAGAAGAAUGUAGAUGUACAAAGUAGCAAAAAUAUUUAUCACAAAUAUCCUAUUUUCAACAAUAGCGUCACGUAAGUAUUUUACUUGAGUACGUGCUAUGUUUAAAUCAAAAAAUGUGUUCACAAACUUGUUUUUCAAACAACAAACUUAAUAAACAUAUUUAGCGAUGCCAUACUAAACUGAUUUUAUGGCAUUGUAAUAAAUAUACUGAUACAAGAAAUUUGUACACCAUUUUGCCAAAAAAUAUCGUCACGCUUUUUCGCGCGAUAUGCUAAUUUAUGAUGAGUCUAUUAAAUCACAUGGGUAGAUUGGAUUAUUUAUUCUUUUUUGCAAAAAAAAAAGCAAUAAAAGGAUGUUUUCAGAACUAUA
Xenia sp. Carnegie-2017 is the source of this 3400-nucleotide messenger RNA. Its product is annotated as general transcription factor 3C polypeptide 3-like. Lineage: Eukaryota; Metazoa; Cnidaria; Anthozoa; Malacalcyonacea; Xeniidae. The record is from RefSeq and is a predicted model, not a curated record. Bases 45 to 2771 code for a protein of 908 amino acids. Gene Ontology annotation, molecular function: protein binding. Gene Ontology annotation, biological process: transcription by RNA polymerase III. Gene Ontology annotation, cellular component: transcription factor TFIIIC complex. The transcript is spliced from 23 exons.